Messenger RNA from Papaver somniferum (opium poppy), 861 nucleotides. RefSeq lists its product as uncharacterized. The coding region runs from base 46 to 747 and encodes 233 amino acids. The record is from RefSeq and is a predicted model, not a curated record. The transcript is spliced from 2 exons. Lineage: Eukaryota; Viridiplantae; Streptophyta; Magnoliopsida; Ranunculales; Papaveraceae.
UCUCCUACCAAUCUUCCUCCUCCUUCCGAUCCGAUAUAUAUUAAUAUGGGGAAAAGGGAUGGCGCCCAAGGUAAAGGGAGCGGCUCGAGUUUGCAGAUCAAAGGCAGUGAGUCUCGGAGUGCCAACGACAAACAAAAAAAGCCUUUCAAUCCCGCCCCUAGGGUUUCUCGCGGCAUGGAAAACGACGCUGAGCUAAUGGCGACUCCGGAGGAUCCUCAAUUUCGGUACCCUCAUACUAUUACGGCGGAGGAAGCUGGUUUCGACAACCGCUUCCAUCUGGUGCAUGGGUUCUGGGUUCCUUCUGUUAGAGCGGCUGAUUAUCGACGCAUAGUGGAGAGAUUCGGUCAUAUGUGUGUCCAUGAAGAGAUGCCUGUAAAUUCUUUAAUUGUUGUUGCUGAGGAUUUAUUAGGUAUAACGGAUGGCCUUGCUCAGGCGGAGGAGACUCCUAUUGAUCCGGAUACAUUGAGGAAGUGGGAAGCCUUUAUUCAGACUUACCUGCUUAUCCGAUUUCCAAUUCAAUGGCUCAAGGAUUUGCUGAAUGCAUUGCCUCGUGAAAUCGAAAAGCUGGAUCAAGAAUACAGGCGCUUACUCAACGUUGCUAACGUGAAGAAAGAAGCAUAUGACCGGCUGAUAGAAGAUGUUGGACGAUCUACUAAAGAGCUGAGGGAUGCCCGAGUUGCUGCAGAGGAGGUUAACGCGCGCAUUGUUAAGAAGAGGGCGGAGCUAACUGCUUUGAACAUUAAUUGAUCUUUUAAUUUCCUUAUGAGUGGGAUUUUGAACAAUGAUCUCUACUUUCCUUUGUCUUGGUUUAAACAGGAAAAUAUUUGACGUUUAUUUUGCAAGAUACACUUUAUUUGCUUA